GGGAGGCAAGAGCUGCGGGUACCUCCUGCGCGCUCUGCCUCCUCCGCGCCACGCUCCUACCUGUAGAGUCCGAGGGACUCCCCCUCCCCGGACACCUAUUCUUUCUCCUCCGGAAACCUCCCGCCUAGCUACCCGCGUCUCACACAGGCGGCGCUGGGACCCCGGGACGGGGCGCCAGGCUCGCAUCUGGUGACAUGUAGAUGCCCCCUCGGUGGUCCAGCCUCGGCACCUGGGCACCCUUCUGGCCGUAAAGUUUGGGGCUGGGCGCCAUGGCCAAGAGCAGCUCCCUGAAUGUUCGCGUGGUGGAGGGCCGGGCGCUGCCCGCCAAGGACGUGUCUGGGAGCAGUGACCCCUACUGCAUCGUGAAGGUGGACGACGAGGUGGUGGCCAGAACAGCAACUGUCUGGAGGAGCUUGAGCCCCUUCUGGGGGGAGGAGUACACCAUUCACCUGCCCUUGGAUUUCCACCACCUGGCCUUCUACGUGCUGGACGAGGAUACAGUGGGGCACGAUGACGUCAUUGGCAAGAUCUCGCUGAGCAGGGAAGAGAUUGCAGCCGACCCCAGAGGCAUUGAUAGCUGGAUCAACCUGAGCCGUGUGGACCCAGAUGCAGAGGUUCAGGGUGAGAUCUGCUUGGAUGUACAGAUACUGGAAGAUACACGGGGCCGUUGUCUUCGCUGUCAUGUGCUCCAGGCCAGGGACCUGGCCCCCCGAGAUAUCACCGGCACAUCUGACCCAUUCGCACGCGUGUUCUGGGGCAGCCAGAGCUUGGAGACGUCAACCAUCAAGAAGACCCGCUUCCCACACUGGAAUGAAGUGCUGGAGCUGCGGGAGAUGCCGGGAGCCCCAGCCCCGCUGCGGGUGGAGCUCUGGGACUGGGACAUGGUGGGCAAGAAUGACUUCUUGGGUAUGGUGGAAUUCCCCCCACGGGUCCUGCAGCAGAAUGCCCCCAGUGGCUGGUUCCGUCUCCUGCCCUUUCCCAGAGCCGAGGAGGAUUCUGGGGGAACCCUGGGCGCGCUGCGGCUGAAGGUGCGCCUCAUCGAAGACUGCGUCCUCCCUUCCCGGUACUACCAGCCGCUCACGGAGCUGCUCGUGGCCUCUGUGCUGGGCCCGGCAGAGGAGGAUGCUGCCAGUCCCCUGGCCCUGCUGGAGGAGCUGACCUUGGGGGACUGCCGCCAGGACCUUGCCACCAAGCUGGUGAAGCUCUUUCUUGGCCAAGGCCUGGCCGGGCCCUUUCUGGACUAUCUCACCCGGCGUGAGGUGGCCCGGACCACUGACCCCAACACCCUCUUCCGUUCUAACUCCCUGGCAUCCAAGGCAAUGGAACAGUUUAUGAAGCUCGUGGGCAUGCCUUACCUGCACGAGGUCCUGAAGCCGGUGAUUCACCGCGUCUUCGAGGAAAAGAAGUACAUGGAGCUGGACCCGUGCAAGAUGGACCUGGGCCGCUCCAGGAGAAUCUCCUUCAAGGGCGCACCCUCGGAGGAGCACGUGCGGGAUGCCAGCCUGGGGCUGCUGACGGGCUACCUGGGGCCCAUCGUGGACGCCAUCGUGGGCUCUGUGGAGCGCUGUCCGCCUGCCAUGCGCCUUGCCUUCAAGCAGCUGCACCAAUGCGUGAAGGAGCGCUUCCCCCAGGCGGAGCAUGAGGAUGUGAAGUACCUGGCCAUAAGCGGCUUUCUCUUCCUGCGGUUCUUUGCUCCUGCCAUCCUCACCCCAAAGCUGUUUGACCUCCGGGACCAGCAUGCAGAUCCCCAGACCAGCCGCUCACUGCUACUGCUUGCCAAGGCUGUGCAGAGCAUCGGAAACUUAGGCCAGCAGCUGGGCCAGGGCAAGGAGCUAUGGAUGGCGCCCCUCCACCCCUUCCUGCUACAGAGUAUCUCACGUGUGAGACACUUCCUGGACCAGCUGGUGGAUGUGGAUGGGGAGGAGGAGGCUGGGGGCCCAGCCAGGGCCCUGGUGGCCCCCUCGGUGAUCGUCCGUGAAGGUUACCUGCUGAAGCGCAAGGAGGAGCCCGCCAGCCUGACCACCCGCUUCGCCUUCAAGAAGCGGUACUUCUGGCUCAGCGGGGAGGCGCUCUCCUACUCCAAGAGUCCUGAGUGGCAGAUGCGCUCCUCCAUCCCGGUGUCGCACAUCCGUGCUGUGGAGCGCGUGGACGAGGGCGCCUUCCAGCUGCCACACGUGAUGCAGGUGUUAACGCAGGACGCUGAGGGCGUGCUGCACACCACUUACUUCCAGUGCAAGAAUGUGAAUGAGCUCAACCAGUGGCUGUCAGCCCUGCGCAAGGCCAGCGCCCCCAACCCGGACAAGCUGGCCUCCUGCCACCCUGGUGCCUUCCGCGGCUCGCGUUGGACCUGCUGCCUCCAGGCUGAGCGCUCAGCUGCUGGUUGCAGCCGCACACACUCGGCCGUCACCCUGGGGGACUGGAGCGACCCGCUGGAUCCUGACGCUGAGAUCCAGAUGGUGUACCGGCAGCUGCUCCUGGGGCGGGACCAGCUCAGGAUGAAAUUCCAGGAGGAUCCCAACAUAGAUUCCAGUCCAGAGGCAGACGCAGAGAAGGGCUCCAGGGCCACGGAAGGGGUCUGUCCCGAUGUCCUGGCCCAGCACAGAGAGGCAGCUGCCCACCUGCUGGAGGUGCUCGAAGAUCUGGACAGAGCCCAUGAAGAGUUCCAGCAGCGGGAGCAGCAAAGGGCAGCCCUGAGCCCCCUCAGGCACUGAGAAAAGGCCAGAACCAGCCUGGAAGGGGAAGGAAGGCGCCAGAGGACCCCCUCUCAGAGCACCCUGGCAUCUUGAGGCUGUCCUAUUCCUUGU
Lontra canadensis (Northern American river otter) is the source of this 2804-nucleotide messenger RNA. RefSeq names its product RAS protein activator like 1 (gene RASAL1). Gene Ontology annotation, molecular function: GTPase activator activity. Gene Ontology annotation, biological process: cellular response to calcium ion; regulation of GTPase activity; negative regulation of Ras protein signal transduction. Bases 270 to 2711 code for a protein of 813 amino acids. The transcript has 21 exons. NCBI's taxonomy places the organism in Eukaryota, Metazoa, Chordata, Mammalia, Carnivora, Mustelidae. The record is from RefSeq and is a predicted model, not a curated record.